UAACCUUGGAUAAUGGCAAACAAUUUGUUUCGCAGGAAUUCGCAAUAUUUUGUAAAACGCUCGGAAUUCAUUUAAACCAUAGUACACCGUACUGGCCCCAGGCAAACGGCGAGGUAGAGCGCCAAAACCGAUCCUUACUAAAACGGCUCAAAAUAUCAAAUGCGUUGUAUGGAGACUGGAAGAAAGAAUUGGAUGACUACUUGAUUCUCUAUAAUAACUCACCCCAUAGCGUGACAGGCAAGGCGCCGAGCGAACUUCUUCAAAACAGGAAACUCAGAUACAAACUACCCCAAAUGGACGAUCUCACUUCACUCCCUCCAGACGCAGAUUUCCGUGAUCGCGACACUCAGAAAAAAUUUCAAGGAAAACAACAAGAGGAUGCUAGGCGUAGGGCAAAGAUAAGUGAGAUAGAUAUCGGUGACACAGUUCUGGUCAAAAACCUAGUACCGAAAGACAAACUCUCCACCGAUUUUCAUAAAGAGAAAUUCCUGGUGGUAGACAAGAAAGGUUCAAAUGUCACCGUACAGUCAGAGGAUAAUGCGAAAUGUUACGAGAGGAAUACGUCACAUCUGCGUAAGAUAACUGAGCCGUCUAGUAGCAAUCUAACGGGAAAUCAAAAUGAGGAACAACAUGUCCUAGGGCCACAUCAGAUACAGCCACAACAUAACAGUCCGUCAAUCGUUAAUGAAUCGGUGAUUAUCGAGCCAUUGAAGGAUAACCAGAAUAGUAGCCUGCUCAGAAGAUCUUCCCGGGUGCCAAGAGCAAGAUGUCGCUAUAGUCCAUAA
Messenger RNA from Armigeres subalbatus, 785 nucleotides. RefSeq lists its product as uncharacterized. The record is from RefSeq and is a predicted model, not a curated record. The transcript is spliced from 2 exons. Lineage: Eukaryota; Metazoa; Arthropoda; Insecta; Diptera; Culicidae. Bases 294 to 785 code for a protein of 163 amino acids.